Plasmodium falciparum 3D7 is the source of this 6642-nucleotide messenger RNA. RefSeq lists its product as uncharacterized. NCBI's taxonomy places the organism in Eukaryota, Apicomplexa, Aconoidasida, Haemosporida, Plasmodiidae. The record is from RefSeq and is a predicted model, not a curated record.
AUGUAUGGUGAUAAAUUAAGUAUAGCUUGUUAUGGUGAUAAUAAACUAUUAAGCAAAUUAAAUUAUUUUUUUAAAGUUGAUGUAUAUGAUUUAUCAGAUAUAAAAUUAGAUGAGAGGAUAAAGAGCUUACGUAUUAAUUUAAAAUAUAUAUUUUACAAUAAUCCGAUAUCUGAAUAUUUUAAAAAUGAAGAAAGUUUAUUAUCCGAAAGAUCCUUGAUAUAUAUAUAUUUUUUAAGUUUAAAUAAUAUAGAUGAAUAUAAGAAUGAAAAGGAAUAUAUAUUGAAUAGAUGUAGAGAAUCACUUAAUGAUGAAAAUGAAGAAUUUAUUAUAAUAUAUGCAUAUAAUAUAGAUGAUAAUUUAAACGAAUUAAAAAAUAUAAAAAAGAUUAAAUCUGAUUUUAGUCAUAAUAUUUUAAAAAGUAUUAAAAUUUUAAGUUUACCAAUUUUAGAAGAUGAAAAUUAUUAUACAAAUAAAAAGAUUAAUGAAUUAUAUGAACAUUUCCAAACACGUUAUUGUGAUAUUCUAAAAAUAUGUAUUGAAAAAAAAUAUAGCUUAAUUAAAAAUGGAUAUAAUAAAAGCUUAGCUAAUUUUUUAACUUGUACUGAUAUAAAAAAAAAGACUACAAGUGAUAAAAAAAAAAAUAAUCAGAUUUUUAAAUUGGUAGAUAUAUAUGUUGAUAACAAAAAAGAGGAAGGGGAUAAUGAUAUGUGUACAACAAAUAUUAAUAUGAAUAAUAUAAAUUCUAAUAUUAUUAUAAAUGAUAAUAUUCCUAAUAAUAUAAAUAAAACAAAUGAAAUAACAAAUAAUAUUUUUCAAGGAUCAAACGAAUUUGUUGAUUUUUAUAAGAAACAUAAUGUAUUUUCAUUUUGUAAUGAAUAUGUAGAUAUUCAUUUUUUUUUAUAUCAAAAUAAUAUGUGCUCAUAUAUUAAUAGUUUACAAUUUUGUACUGAUUUUGAUGAACAAUUAUAUAUAGAUAUGUAUGAUAAUUUUUUAUCAGUUUUUAUGUGGAAUGAAAAUUUAUGCUUACUAUAUAUAAAAUUAAAUUUAUAUAAAAAAAGUUAUAUAUUAUAUAGCAAUAUAAAUAAAUUAUUUAUGAAAUAUCUCAAUGUAUAUAUUAAAAAAAAAAAAUGUAUUAUCCAUUCAUCAUUAUUAUUUGAAAAAAAUUAUCUCACAAUAGCUAGAUAUAUUAGAGAAAAACAUAUAUGUUCAUUACAUUUAUUAGAAUAUAUAUUUUUUAAAAAAAUUACCAUAUUAUUAUUCUUAAAUAAAUUUUCUUAUAUAUCCAGUAAAGCCUUAAAAUUUUCUCAAUUCUUUUAUAUUAAUAAAAUAUUUAUAUUUAUGCAUAAUUUUAAUCGUUUCAAAAAUAAUAUUCUAAAAAAUUCAAAUGAUAUUAAUUCUUUAAGGAAUAUUCAAAAAAAAAUUGUCAAAUAUAAAAAAAAAGUUGAUAAGAGACAAUCUACUCAUCAAACUAAUCACAAGGGAUUUUUACACAUCUCAGAAAAAAAUAAAUAUAUCACAGACCAUAAAUCUAAUAACCAAGUUAAAAAUAUUUCAGAUGAUGAGACUUAUUCAAAUUGUAGUGCUAUGCAUCCUAGACGUACACACAAAAUAAUUAGUGAUAUGGAUGAAAUAUUUAUAAAUAGUAAUAGUAUAGAUAAUCUAAUUGAAGAAGACGAGGAAAUUUAUGAAGAUCAAAAAAUUAAAUCAAAUAAAAAUACAAAUACAAAUGCAAAUAAUAUUAAUGAUGACUAUAUUUGUGAUAAUAAUCAUAAUAAUAACAAUAAUAAUAAUAUUCAUAGUAAUCAUCCCAUGGAUCAACAAAAGGAUGAACAUGAUUCAAAUAAUGCACAUACAAAUACCAGACUAUUUUCAAAUUCUAAGGAAAAAAAAAAAAAUUAUAAAAAUCAUGAACAUUCCCAAUAUGAUAAUUAUAACAAGAACAAAAAAAAAGAACAUUAUAACAAUUACGAUUUAAAUGUAUUCAAAAGUGAUGAUGAGAAAAUUUAUUUUCUUUUACAUUGUUGUUUUAUGAAUAAAGAAAAUUAUUUUGCCAUAUAUUUUUACAAUCUAGCUAAUUUGAUUAAAUUUUUAUUUGAAAGAAGAGGAUAUUUCCUGUAUCAAGAAGGAUAUAUGAAAAAAAUUAAGAGUGACAAAAAUAUAAAAAAAAAUUUAAAUUUUAGUAAGUAUUUAUCAUUACAAAAAAAUAUUAUGAAAUUAGGUUAUAAAAAUAAUUUUACAACGAAAAAAAAGAAAUCAAAAAAAAGUCUUAAAAUAAAAUCAAAAAGAAGUAAUUCCAUAGACGAAUCGUAUUCAUCUCAGAUUUCUUCAACCAUAUCAGAUAUAUCAGAUAUAAAAAAUACAUUUAAAUAUUUUUGGUAUAAUGAUUUCUGUAUAAAUGUAUCAAACAUAUUUAAGCUUUCUUUUGUUAUCUUGAAAAAUAUAUUAAAUAUUUAUCAUACGUAUCAUAGUAUUUAUCAUAAUAUGGAUAUGAAAACCAGAUUAUACUUUUUUAAUAUGUUCCUAAAUUAUUUGGAAGAAAAAAGGUUUGAAAAAAAUAUGGACAAAGCAGAUCUGGAAGACAAUAGGUAUUUUAAUAAUAUCAAAGGUAUUAAGGAUCAUGUUAUGAAUAAUAAUAAUAAUAUGGAUGAUAAUAAUGUGGAUGAUAAUAAUGUGGAUAAUAAUAAUGUGGAUAAUAAUAAUGUGGAUAAUAAUAAUGUGGAUAAUAAUAACGUGGAUAAUAAUAAUGUGGAUGAUAAUAAUGUGGAUAAUAAUAAUAUGAAUUAUAAUAAUAUUGAUGAUAAUAAUAUGAAUGUACAUAUGAGUUAUAAUAAUAUUAAUAAAGAUAUAAAUAAUGAACCUAAUAAUAUGAUUAAAAAAGAAAAUAUUUAUCAAAGCUUUCCAAUUUAUCAAAUAAAAAAUUUUUCAAAAGAUAAUGAAAAGAAAAAAAAUUCCUUAUUAUUAAAUAUUAUGAAUAAAAUCAUAAAUCUAUGUUAUAGGAAAUAUAAUAAUGUGUCCAUAAUAAAUAAAUUCUUUUUAGCAAUAUUAUUAUAUGAAAAUAAGUUUUAUAAAAAAUCUCUAAAGUUAAUAAAUAAAAUUAUAAAACGAUCAGAUUAUGAUUUUUUAACUAUAUUAUGUAUGCAAUUAUUAUUAUAUCAUAACAUAAACAAUAAAUUUUAUCAUUUCUGUUCGUCUUUCUUCUUAUCCAAUAGGUAUAUCAAAAUAAUGCCUUUUAAAAAUUUGAACAUUAAUUUUACAUCUUUUUAUAAUUUCCAAUAUUAUUUAUUUUCCUCGAAUAAUAAUCAUUCAAUCAUUAAUUUAGAGCAAAGGAAGAAUUAUGAUGCACAUUUUUAUGAUGCCUUAAAAAAUAAGGUCAUAUAUUUAUUAGAAGAUAUAUUAAAUAUUCAAAUAGAUGAAAAUAAUAAGAACAAUAUAAAUGAUGAACAAAUUAAAAAUGGCACAACAUCAGAAAUAAAUGAUAUAUAUGAAAAUAAACAUACACAAAAUGAAAUAAAAAAAUCAGAAGAUAAAAAUUCAUAUAAUUCAUCUCAUAUUUAUUCUAAUGCUGAUCAGAAAAAUUUAUCCUCUAUUAAUAAGAACAAAUUAAUAAAAAUAAAAACACAAAAAUUUUGUAAAGAAAACUAUUUUUUUCAUAUUAAUAAAUAUUUUUUAAAAAGUUUGAGAAAGUAUAAUUUCCAAAUUUCCAAAAAUCAAAAAAAUAAUCAUAUAUAUAUACCCAAAACAAAUAUUAAAAUAUUAAUUCAAGCCAAUUAUAAUUUGUACAUGUUUAUGUCAAAUAUGAUUUUUGAUAAUGUAAAUAAAGAAGAAAAAUAUGAAAGUUUUAUAGGGGGAAAUAUACCUGAUGAGAGUUCAUAUGAUAUUAAUAAUCACAAUAUUCAUAACAAACAUAACCAUAACAUUUGUAAUAAUGACAACUAUCAUAUAAGUGCUGGUAGUAAAAUAUUUAAUAAAAACAUAGAACAUAUAGAAUUAUUACUUAAUUUUAAAUUAAAAAAAAAAAUAGAUAAUCAAUGUUAUAUUGGAAACAUAAAGAAGAAAAAAAAAAAAAAACAUUACAAAAAAGACACAAGGAGACUUAAAAAAUUAUGUGUGCAGUAUGAAGAAAAAUUAGAUUUAUUUAUUUAUUCUGCUUUUACUCAAAAUUUAUAUAUUGAUGAAAUUAUUUUACAAUUAUCUAUUGAAAAAGAAUAUAAAAAAAAAAAUAUUAUGUAUGUUCACUUCAAAAAUGAAAAUGAUCAUUGUGAUAAAUAUAUUGUAAAAGAAGGAUUGAAUCAUAUCAAAUUAAAUAUUAUUAACCUUCUGGAAUCCAAAAAAAUAAGUUGGAAACAUUUUCAUUAUAAAGUUAAAUAUGUCUUUCUUGUUAUUAAUAAUUUUGCUUUGUAUCACAAAAUAGGUGUUAUACCAAAUAAAAAUUUAAUUCAACCAUUUAUAAAGUCAUAUAGUAAAUUCAUAAUAUCAAAUUUUAUAGUAAUUGAUCACAAUAAAAGUAAUAAGAAUAAUAUAAUUAAUACUACUACUCUUGGUAGUAACCAUUGUCUUUAUAGCAACUUUUUCAUUGAUCAAUUAUUAAGUCCAUUAUAUAUUAAAAUUGAAACGUUGAAUUCUAUAUUAAAUUGUAAAAUGUUAGCUUGUUUUCUAAACAGCACAUCAUUAAUUUGUGAUAACAUUAAUUAUAUCAAAUUGGUUAUUAAUAAUAAUUACAAUAUUAAUUAUAAUAAUAAUUACAAUAAUAAUUAUAAUAAUAAUAAUAAUUUAUAUCAAAACCAAUUCUUAUUCUCAAACACAAAUAUGUAUCAUAUAGAAAAUGAAGAUCAUAAAUUUAUACCCAACGAUUUUUUUAAAAAAAAUAUUCACAUUUUGAUUAAUAAAAUGGAUGAAGAUCCAAAUUAUUAUAAGAAUGAAUUUUUCACAUCAACAGAUUCAAUUCUUUUUUAUAUCGAAAAAAAUGAAGAGGACAAUAUAUGUAUUGAUCAAAUUAAAAUAUUGAAUGAAGAUGAUAUUAAUCAUUUGAAUGAAAAAAAUAAAAACAUUCACAGUGUACCAGGGUUUUCAAAUAAUAAUUAUAUUAAUCAUAUUGACCACUCAAAUUAUUUUCUUUGGAACAAUCAAGCAUAUUUUAAUGAAUAUAAACAAUUAUUAAAUCAUAAAAAUUUUGAAAAAGUCUAUGCUAUAAUAUCAUUUAUGCCAUCCAAAAAAAAAAAAAUGAAUCAUUAUAAUGUUCAUGAUUAUUUAGGGAAAAAUAAAAAUAUUGAACAUUUAACAGGUCAAUAUGAACAAAUAAAUGAUAAUUCCACAGGUACACAAAAUAACAAUAAUAUUUCUACUUUACAUACAAAUCAUAAUAACAUAAAUAAUUUAUAUUCUAUUCCAAAUUUAUGUUCUGAUAAAAUUACCAUAAAGUGUAUAAUAAAUAUCAACUUAUCUAAUAUAAGAAGAAAAGUAAGAAAAACGGAUACAGUUAAAUUAUUAAACGUUCAUUUUAUGGGGGAAAUAGUAUUUGAUCAUUUUAAUACACAUUAUGAUGAUAAACAUGUACGAGAAGAUAUAAAUGAACCUAAAAAUGAAGAUAAUAUAUCAAGUGAACUCUAUUUAAAUAAUCAAAUAUUUUUAGAAAAAACUUUUAACCUUGUUAAUAUUUUUCAUGAUCGAAUUAAUACAUAUCGAUCAAAAAAUGGAAUGAUGUAUGAAUUAGUAAUGAAAUUACAUAAUGAUAAUUAUCCUAUAUAUCUAAAAAACUUACAUGUUUCUAUAUUAAAAAAUUUAAAUACACAUAUAAAAAAUACCAAAAUUUUUUUUUUAAACAAAAAUAAUGAUCAAAAAAAAUAUCAAACCACAUAUUCUAUUGAAAACCAAAAAAUGGAUAUAGAACAUUCUGAUGAAAGUAAUUUUACCUUGUGUAGUGAAAUGGAAAGUAAGGAAAAAGUCAUUUCUUUUGAAAAUCAUGAUAUUUCAUUUGUUGAACAAGAUAAUUAUUUCAUUGAUCAAGUUCAUAUAAAUACAGUUCUUAAAGGAGGAGCAAGUAUUUUCUUUCUAUUUGAAGUAUAUUAUAAUAAUGACAUACAAAAUAAUGAUUCAUCAAUAAAUUAUAGAGAUUAUCAAAAUACAAUAGGUAAUAUACAUAUAACAUAUGUAUAUAAAAAUGAAACUAUUUUAAAGCUUCUGGAAAAGGAAACAAUUAAAGAAUAUAUGUAUAAAUUUCAUACAUUAAUUCCUCAAUUUUUAUUACCUAUUAAUGUAUCUUAUAAUAUACCCAAAACAGGAAUGCUUCAUUCCAAUAUAAAUAUUAAUAUAAGUAUAUCAAAUAAUAUUAAUGAAGAUAUAUAUAUGAAAUAUUAUAUAAACACACAUAAUAAUCAUAUGCACAAUUCAGAAAAUCAAUAUAAUUGGCUCAUAAAUGGAUUUCAAAAAAAAAUUAUUCAUAUAUCAAAAAAUUCUUCUUAUAAUAUCAAUUUAACAAUAACACCCUUAAAAGUAGGCUUAAUUAAUUUCCCACCUAUUUCUUAUUUCUUAAAUAUUAAUAACAACUGGAUAGAUAUUACCAAAAUAUUGAAAAAAAGUGAAAAUUUUCAAGUCAUAGUUUCACCUUCCCUUCAGUUUACUCCAAAGGUAUGGCAAAUAAUGUAG